Messenger RNA from Oreochromis niloticus (Nile tilapia), 2062 nucleotides. Its product is annotated as GTPase IMAP family member 4. The transcript has 2 exons. The record is from RefSeq and is a predicted model, not a curated record. Gene Ontology annotation, molecular function: GTP binding. Lineage: Eukaryota; Metazoa; Chordata; Actinopteri; Cichliformes; Cichlidae. The coding region runs from base 203 to 1228 and encodes 341 amino acids.
UAGAAAAAUCCCCUUAAAACGGAAAUAAUACCACAAAACUUUCAUUUUCACUGUGUGUUCUGUACAUUUAGGUGUGGUUUGGCUCAUACUGCCUGUUGAAGAAGUUCUGGCGCAGUCUUUGCCUUUUGCUUCUUACUCCACUUCAGGUAGCUACACAACACUGUUUAGUUUGGACAUCGACAGAAGCAAUUACAACCCAAGCAUGGCUGGCAAACUCAAUUUCUACACAAAUGAUGAGGUCAGGAUUGUAAUGGUGGGGAAAACUGGAACUGGAAAGAGUGCUACUGGAAACGCCAUUCUGGGUCGUGGGUGCUUUGAAUCCAAGUUCAGUGCCGUGUCUAUGACUGUAGAAACUUCCAAAGGAAAAGCUACAGUGGAUGGACAUUGUGUUGCUGUCAUUGACACCCCGGGGCUGUUUGAUACCAGGUUUGAUGAAGAGAAAACUCAGAAAAAUAUAUGCCAGUGCAUCUCCUAUGCUUCUCCAGGCCCCCAUAUAUUCUUGGUGGUUGUCAGACUGGGCAGAUACACUGAAGAGGAAAAACAGACGGUGCAAAAGAUUCAAAAAAUCUUUGGCGCUGAUGCAGACAAAUACAGCAUGGUUCUCUUUACCCAUGGAGACCUACUUGAAGGCACCACUAUGGAAGAGUUCCUAGAAGACAGUCCAGACCUGCAGGAACUCGUGGCCAGAUGUAACGGUCAGUACCACGUCUUCAACAAUAAACUGAAGGAGCGCUCUCAGGUCACUGAGCUGCUCCAGAAGAUCAGAGAGAUAGUCCAGAAGAACGGAGGAAGCCACUACACCAACGAGAUGUUCCAAAAGGCUGAGAGGGCGAUUGAAGAGGAGAAACAACGCAUCCUGAGAGAGAAAGAAGAAGAAAUACGGAAAGAAAAAGAGAAAAUGGAGAGAGAAAUACGUGAAAGAUAUGAGAAAGAGAUGCAGGAAUGCAAAAAGAAAAUCCAGGCAGAGUGGGAGAGAGAGAAAAGGAAGAGAGAACGGGAGAUGAAGAAAUUUAAAGAGAAGUAUGAAAGAGAACUGAAGGAAGAAAUACACAAGAUUCAGUCCACAUAUAAAAGUAAAGCCAGAGAUAAAUCUGAAGAGUUUAAUCCAUUAUUUUUUGUGACAGUACCUCUUGAAACCACAGUUAAUGUUGCCCAUGAAGUGGUUAGAGGAGUUAAAAAACUUGGAACUGGCAUUGGGAAGAUUUUAAAAUUGCCUUUUAACUUGUGAUUCAUGCAUUGAAUGACUGUCAGGUUAGUCUUGAUCUUUUCAAAUAGUACAGCAUGACUGCCCCUCUGUAUCAUUGUACCAUUGUUUUCAACAUUUUUAAAUGUUGUAAACAUUUUACCACUUCCUGCCUUCCUGAUCUCACAGAUAGGAACAAGUUCAACUAUUUUAUUUGAGGUUAUUGUAAAAUUUGUCAAUUUGCAUAUAUUGCAAACAUUUGAAGCUUUUUCUUUUUUUCACGUAUAGCUAGCUUCUUUCACACAGCAGAUCCUUUGGACAUAUUGAAUUUCCUUUUAAUGUUAUCUUAAUGAUUUACUAGUUGAAGUACAUUCAUACUGUGAGCUUUUGAGUUAUUCAUAAUAUUAUAGUUCAAGAUAUAUCUGUUUUUAGCAUUUUUACAAACACAUUUAUGUUUUACGUGAAAUGAUUGGUGUACGUGUGGAUGUGAGAGCAUAUUAUUGUCUUUGGUCCUGUGAUGCACUUUCACUGUGCGCAGGAUGUACCGUCUCACUCUAUAACAGUGGUUAAACACAAGAAACUGAUAGUGAGAGCUCUUUGUAACUUCUUUUAUUGCCAAUGAUGUUGUUUUUGUUUGUGGGAUUUAUUUUUCUUCACUUGUUUGGUGAGUGGAUCCAUCUUUGUUCCAACUUUUACCUUCCCCUUGACUGAGUUGUUUGCAUUGCCUUUUGCCUUCACAUGUAUGACUCGCAGCCUGAAAAUAAACUUAGAUUUGUGGACUUUGUGCCAUGACCUCUAGAACUGUAAGUAUUGGUCCUUCUUUUUGUAACCUAGUUGUCUCCUUUAAAAUAAAUUUGUGAGUCACUGUCAUAAUUCAAA